This is a messenger RNA of Tigriopus californicus, 1033 nucleotides long. RefSeq lists its product as uncharacterized. The transcript is spliced from 4 exons. The coding region runs from base 224 to 1033 and encodes 269 amino acids. The record is from RefSeq and is a predicted model, not a curated record. Lineage: Eukaryota; Metazoa; Arthropoda; Copepoda; Harpacticoida; Harpacticidae.
CUUGCUUGUUGGCCUUUGCUUUGGAUUCUCAAAAGAAGACAGUAGAACCGCAGCCUUUGACGAGAGAGCACUGGUUUCCAGACAAACGCUCGGCUAGGUAGAAAAAAAGCAACAGGCCUUUGCGUUGGUUUGUUGGGAAGGCUUUAGAGUGUCACUUCCACACUAAUUCAGCAAGGACAAUCGGAACAAAUCAAAGGCCGCUUCCUUAUUUCAAAGCGAUAGUAUGAUGUUGGUUUCAUUUUCAUCCUUGCCUUCCUUUGAGCUGCUCAGUCUUUUGGCUGUAGUGGCCUUGUGUCCUUUCCAAAUGUCUUCUUCUGUUGUGGCCUUUCCUUCGCACCUAAUCAAACCCAACCCAAAUGAAAGCGGGGUUGAAAACCCAAACCAACGACCAGAUCACGAGGACCUCAUGGCCAAGUCCACGGACAUCCUGAAAAAGGCCAUCCAUGACAAGCAACAAGACGACUACUUGAAAAAGGUCAAUCACAUGGAGGUCGAAGAAGUCAUCCGCAACCUGAAUGCACUUUUGGCCGACAAAGACAUGUUCGAAAUGGAAGAGCCCGAGUCGAUCCUGGACUUGGAGUCCCACGUCUUGGACCGAAUCCAACAGUACGAGGACUUGCGCAGAAUGGUCCAAGAGUUCUCUCCGGAUCUUAUCACGGAAGAUUUGGGAUCCGAAAUCUACCGAAAUGGACACGGGAAUCUCAAACGUUCCGAGCGUGUGGACAAAGAGGAUGACUGGUUGGCCGAUCCUUACUACACUGAAGAUUUCAUCGAACCGGAUCCGCAUCGCUUGUUCCUCUCCAGUCGACGACGAAUUGAUCCACAAACCAACGAGGCAUUAAAACCGGUCAAGGCCGUCGAUUUUGAAGGCCAGCUCGAGCAUCCCGAUCAUAUCCGUGAUCAGGGAGAGCAAGAAGUGAUCCAGAUGACCAAGAAGGACUUGGAAUCCCUGAUGAUUUCAUCGAACCGGAUCCGCAUCGCUUGUUCCUCUCCAGUCGACGACGAAUUGAUCCACAAACCAACGAGGCAUUAA